AAGAAGGGGAAUUUCUGCUUUGUCUUCAGUAUUGUGCAAAUUUUUAUGAAAAUGGUCUUUAAAAUGAGCAUUAGCAGGAAAUGUGCCUGGCAGAUUCCUGGGGAUGGAUAAGAUGAAGCUGUAGAAGACAUGCUUAAAUUUCAUCUGUGAAAAAGGCCUCUCUUUGCUAGGGUACCAUCUGUGCAACUACACCCUGACCAAAAGUGUGUUUAAAAUGGUUGCCUACCAAAAGUCCUAUGAGAAGAACACAUCCUGUGGAGGGUGGAUCCCGUGGAUGGUGUGUCCCCAGACACAGCACAGAACAGAGUUUCACAGCGUUGAAGUCCCUGAAACCAUCACUCUCACAGACUGCUGUGAAGGAUAUGAGCAAGUUGGGCUCUACUGCUCUCUAGCACUCAAUAGAUCCACUGUAUUUGCCUCAAGACCUGGUAUUUGUCCAGUGAAGGAUAUGGAAACAUUUGAUUAUCCUUGCACGUUCGAUACUGAAUGUCCAGGGCUGAAAAAAUGCUGCAGCUCAUCCAAAGGAGCAGGCUGUGUGGAUCCCAUGCCAGAGGGGAGGAUGUUCUGGUACAACGUGACAGUGCUUGUGAAAAUGGAUUUCAGCGAAUUGAUCCGGGUGGAUUCCCACCUUCUGAAUCAUUCCCGCCUCUUGCACUCCGUGGUCACUGGUGCACUGCAGCCCCUGAAUGCCUCUGUGCACCACAUCCGCAGUGACCGUGGGGACAUCUACGCUGGGACAGUGGCCUCCCAGCUUCUCCUGGGCAUGCACCAUCCAGCUCGUCUGGCAGAGGUGUCCUCCUCCCUGAAGGCCAUGGUGAAGCGCGUGUAUGAAGUGAUUGACGCACAAGUGCAAGAUGUCAAUGAGUGCUCCUAUGCUGAAUUCAAUGCUUGCCCUGAGAAAAGCAGCUGUGUGAACCGGGAGGGUUAUUACAGCUGCCACCCCCAGCAUGAACAUGCCGCUGUCAGCCCUCACUGGCUGAGCCCAAGGAAGGAAGGCAUUGUAGCAUCUACUCCAAGUUCAGUAAAUGCUGUUAACACUGGCAGUAGCUCUCCUUCUCUAAGGAAAUCAAGUCUCUUGUCCAUAACCAACCAAUCUACAGAUGCUGAGUGCUAUCCCUGUGCAGUUACAAACCAUCGAAUCCUCAGCGUUACCAGCAGCAGCUUUGAAAUGUCCUGGCUUGUCAGCUCCACUCUGAACCACACUUUCCAAGUCCGGGUGGCCAAGGGCAAUCAAACUGUGCAAAACCUGAAGACAGAGGAAAUGCAGAUGGAUGUGUCUCACCUGGAGGCAGGUGUGAUGUAUUCAGUAGAGAUCAGCUAUGAAACUUGUGGAAAAACCAUUACCUCCCACCAAAAUGUUAAAACAGAGGCCAAGAUAUUUGAUGUUACUAUGAGGAUUCUCAACUACAACUUCACUGAUGAUUUCCACAAUUCCAGCAGCUCAGCAUAUGAGGAAUUUUCAAGGCUGUUGCUUACAGAGCUUGAAAAUUCAUUCCCACCCAACGUUUCUGCCUUGUACAAAUCUGGGAAGCUGAAAGUGCAGAUUGAAUCCCUGGCAGCAGGAAGCAUCAUUGUGAGGCUCAGAAUCACCGUGCAGGAUCCCGAGUUCCCAGUGGAUGCCUCCACAUUUGCCCCGGUGCUUUCCUACCUGCACAAUGCUUCUGUGCUUGUGGUGGAUCAGCAAAACACUGCAGUAGAAGACUGGGAUGAAUGUGCUUCCCAAGCUGAGAAUGACUGCUCUGUGUUUGCAGAGUGUAUCAAUUUGAUGGGCUACUACAUGUGCAGGUGCAAGACAACCAUGGAUGCCAAUCCAUCCCGACCUGGAAGAAACUGUGAGGGUGAGAUUGUGGAUCCUCUCACUGACACCGUGGCUCCUGAAAUAACAACCAGCACGGACUUGGCUCCUGAAGAAGGCAGAAGCCCUGCAGGCCCUGCUCCCACUGCCACCACGGGGACAGCGGCCGCUGCAGGCCCCGCGUCAAGCGUCGCCACACUCCUCCCUGCUGCGCUGGUCCUGGGUGACAAACGAGUGUCCCACAGUCCCACCAGUGCUCCUCCAACCCCUUGGCAAAAAGAUCUGAAAGAUCUGGCCCCACAGAUGGCUUUCAGCAGGGCCAGCAGCCCUGUGGCCAUGGGGGUCACCCCCAGCAGGGCAUUGACCAUGGGGACAGCGGCUGCUGCAGGCCUCACGUCAAGUGCCACCACGCUCCUCCCUGUUGCGCUGGACCUGGGUGACAAACGAGUGUCCCACAGUCCCACCAGUGCUCCUCCAACCCCUUGGCAAAAAGAUCUGGCCCCACAGAUGGCUUUCAGCAGGGCCAGCAGCCCUGUGGCCAUGGGGACAGCGGCUGCUGCAGGCCCCACGUCAAGCGCCGCCACGCUCCUCCCUGCUGCGCUGGCCCUGGGUGACAAACGAGCCUCCCACAGUGCCACCAGUGCUCCUCCAACCCCUUGGCAAAAAGAUCUGGCCCCACAGAUGGCUUUCAGCAGGGCCAGCAGCCCUGUGGCCAUGGGGACAGCGGCUGCUGCAGGCCUCACGUCAAGCGCCGCCACGCUCCUCCCUGCUGCGCUGGCCCUGGGUGACAAACGAGCCUCCCACAGUGCCACCAGUGCUCCUCCAACCCCUUGGCAAAAAGAUCUGGCCCCACAGAUGGCUUUCAGCAGGGCCAGCAGCCCCGUGGCCAUGGGGACAGCGGCUGCUGCAGGCCCCACGUCAAGCACCUCCACACUCCUCCCUGCUACGCUGGCCCUGGGUGACAAACGAGCCUCCCACAGUGCCACCAGUGCUCCUCCAACCCCUUGGCAAAAAGAUCUGGCCCCACAGAUGGCUUUCAGCAGGGCCAGCAGCCCCAUGGCCAUGGGGGUCACCCCUACCACAGCACUGGCCGUGGGCACAGAGGCCAGGAGCCCAGCGCAGCAAAGCUCCGUGGCCAGGGCUGCUCUCCCAAGCACAGCCGUGGGCACUGCCAGGCACGAGCAGCUCGGUUCACUUGGGCUCCUUCCAGCUCAAGCAGCCUCAGCUGCCACCAGCACUCAUGCAGUGCCCCAAGGCAGCUCUCCAGGUGGCCCCGACACAGCUCUGCUGGCCACCAGGAACACUGGCAUUGCCACCCCCAGAGCGGAUGGAGAGGUGGGAAGGGAGAACAGCUCUUGGUCUGAGGGACACUCUGGAGCCUUGGGGACACCAGCUUGGCCAGGCACCUCUCCAACCCCCAGCUUGGACCGCACCUUCCAGAAACUCAGUGGCACAGUUCGAAUAACAAACAUGGAAUACUCUCCAGGCUUUAGCAAUAACAGCAGUGAGGAAAAUCAAACCUUUACACAGCUCUUUGUUGAUGAAGUGCAGAAAUCUCUGCCCCUUGAGGUGCUGCAGCAGAUGGAUGCUGGUCUGAUUAAAGUGCUGGUAACGGGGGUUACUAAUGGGAGCACAGUGGUAAGUUUCAAUUUGCUGCUUGCAGAAGAAGUGGACGUCCACCAUGUCAUCACCACUUUUUGUGAGGCCUUGGAACACAGCUCCUACUUCACCAUGGACAGGAGCAGCCUCUCCAUACACGCACUUCCCUUCAGCCAGGAGGCAACAGUGACGGAUAAGAAACCUGUGAACAGCACAAUUUCACCUGUGACAUCUCUGCAAACUUCAGCUCGUGUCUCCUCCCCUGCUUCACUGGACUCCUCUCCCACUGAGCACAAAGCUCUGGAGGACACCAUGUUCUCCAGCACAGCGCUGAGUCCUCUCACCAUGGAUCCCAUGGCAACUCCUGAUGCCUCUCCUCGAGCAUCUCCAGUCCCCCUGGUCAAACCCGCCCAAGAGGUUUCCAUUAAAGACGCCGUGAGCGUGUUUUGUGAGAUUGAGAGGAUUGUCCUGGCCAUCCAGAAGAGAUUCUUGCAGCAGGAGUCUAUCCCAGAGAGUUCCCUGUUCCUGGGGGAGCCCGGCUGCAACGUGAGCACCAGCAAUGGCACCCACGUUGUGCUGCAGGCGGGCUGGAGCGACUGUGGCACCCAAGUGGAGACCAACAUGACUACUACUGUGGUGAGAACCACCCUUCGGAAUGAUGGUUCUGCUCAGGGAGUAAUCCACCACUUGAACGUUGCCAGUCCCAUCCACUGCGUGUUUCAAAACGACGUCUUGACUUCCUCUGGGUACACUGCAGAAGGACUUUAUACCAUCUUCGAGGAUUUGCAUGGAUCUGGAUACUUCAGAACAGAAAUGCAGUUGUUCAUUGGAAACUCCCCAGUGCCCAAAAAUUUCAGCGUCUCUGCCAGCGAGGAUGUGCUGAUCCAAGUGGGGAUGCAGAGGGCAGACAGCCAGCUCAAGGUGGUUCUCACUGACUGCUGGGCCACUCCAACCAAUAAUUCAAUGGAUCCCCUGUCAUUUGUUUUUAUCAGCAACAGCUGCCCCAUCCCAAAUACUUACACCACGCUGCUGGAAAAUGGGAAUUCAAGCAAAGCUCAGUUUAAGAUGAAAAUUUUUUCCUUUGUCAACAACUCUGUGGUUUACUUGCACUGCAGAAUUCGUAUUUGUAUGGAGUCACCAGGAAGCACCUGCAGGACUAGGUGCCAUGCAAGGGCUCGACUCCUGAAGGCUGGAGAAACCAUCGCCCUGCACAGAACAUCCUGGGGACCCCUGUGUAAAUCAGCGGCAUCUGAUUCCAAGAGAGAGAAGAAGGCUGGAAUGGGAAUUGGACACAUCAUCCUCAUAGCCCUUGCUGUGUUUGGUUUUGUGCUGGGAGUUGUGACCCUUCUCAUUUUCCAGUACCAGCGAAAGACAGGAAGAUACAACCUCAGGAUCAAAUCUGACAACUUCAGCUACCAAGUGUUCUAUGAUUAGUGACUCACAGGUUGCCACAUUGGGAUCAUAUGUCAUCACAUGGACAGCUGAAGUUUGUCUUCACUCAGCAUUUGGCUUUCCUUGCUCUACACAUCACUGACUCUUUCAAAUUAAUGUCAUAUAUAAAAAGCUUCUGUAGCCCCUUUCUCCCCUCCACCUCUUUUUUUCUUAGCAAUCUGGUUCUUCCCUAGUACCCUAAGAACUCUUUGUGACAACAGCUCCAGGUUGAAGUGAAUUUUGGCAGUUUUUGCACUCAUAAAAUAGAAGGGAAGGAAACAAACACAUCUGGCUGUCUCUUUGAGUUUCAAGAUCUGGUUUUCUCACUGUGACAUAUCACUGUGUGCUCAUCUUAGCAUCACUUGUGCCAUUAAUAUUGACAAGCUGCAUGUUUCCAUUAAUAUUCAAGGAAGUAAAUCAGCAAACCCUCAGCGACAUCUCUUUUUCAGUUCGUAAUUUGCUGUUUACUCAGGGUGAGGUUGAAACUUUGAGCAGCAACAGCAUUGAAGAGCUAAUUGUGCAACGCCUUAAGUAUACAGAAGCUGGGGAACCAGCAUUGGACUUGCCACCAAGUGAGGAAAAGCCACUUUGGAUCUGGGGUUUAACCUACUCAGGGUGUUCGUCAGCAUGAGUUUUUGAAUUUGAUUCAUUCUGUAAUUGACAAGGUUUCAGUGGAAAAGAUAGAGAGAAAAAAAAAAAAAGAAACUAUUUUUGCUGCUGGCAGCCCAUGUUUUUCCAGAUAAAUCAAUUGGUCCCUGUGUAUUCAGCUCAAUUAGACCCUAACGAUUGUGCAGUCAAGCCACACAGGGCUGCCCACCUCAGAGAGAGCUCUCCAAUUGCAAAUGAAGAGUUCUAAAUUUGACCUGAAUUUUGCCUGGCUGCACGACCACCGGUGCAGCAGCGCAGGCUCACCCAGUCCAUUGGGUACAACAACAGUCUGGUCAGCUGGAUAAACUGGAGCAAAAAUCUCUUGAUGCAGUCAGCAUCCCCUGCAGGGCUCUUUCCUGGGCUGCUCUUCUCUGCUGCCCCAAAUCUCCUCCUCAGUGAGUGUGUUGGAAGAUGGGAGGUGAAGAGGUGUCAAUAACUUGUCCCACCAGCCCUUGGUUCUGUUUGCUGCAGUCACUCCUCCUACACGGUGAUAAUCUGCUGUGCCUGGGUCACAGCUAACUUCGUAACUUAUAAAUAAAUCCCUCCUUAAGCUCAGUGGACACCAUUAUAAACAACUCUUAGUGGAAAAUGGUCCUUAGCUUGAAGUCAUGAAUGUUUCUAGUGGUCAUAGCACUGAGGUGCUGAUUUUUGGGGGCAGAAUGGCAUAGGAAAGUGGCUUUUCUAUCCCUGUCCAAUAUCCAUUAAGUAGUAAGAUUACUGGGUAAAAUACUUCCACCUCUUGCAAAAGGUUGUACUGAUUGAUUUUCGAGCUUUUAUACACGCCUUUUAAACAUAUCAAGGAAUUUCAGAGUGAUCAUUUGCAUUCUGCUUUAGAUUCAAGUGACUCUAUGAGGAGUAAGACACUUUGACUUGUCUUUUCCUUAUGGAAAUAAGAGUUACCAGAUCCUGAUCUAAAAAAAAAAAAUCCAUUUAGUUUUAAGUGGUGAAACUAUAAAUUAUCUUUGCUGUCUUAGUCUGAUGAACAUGGUUUGGGUUGGAAGGGACCUUAAAGACCAUCCAGCUCCAAGUCCCUGCAGGGACAUGGGCAGGGACACCUUCCACUAUCCCAGGCUGCUCAGCCUGGCCUUGGACACUUCCAGGGAUGGGGAGUCCACAAUUUAUUUGGACAACAACAUAACCAUUAGUUCUUGUUAUGUAGGAGUCUCUUAACUUUUGCUCAAUUUGCUGUCAAAUGUGAAAUGUGUUUGCCUUCUGCACUCAGUGACAGGCUCAGCUAUUUUACUAUAAAUAUUUUUCUAGUUUUUAGUACUUACAAUCCUGAGCUUCUUGGAGGUGACAGGAUUAGAGAUCUGCCUGUUGAAUUUGGUGGAGCAAUGCCAUUUUCAAAAGCUGAGCACUACUCCUCAGGAUGAAAUGUGAACAAGGAUCUUGUAUUUGAUACCUUGCAUGCUCAGCAGAAACUGU
Molecule: messenger RNA, 6898 nt
Organism: Motacilla alba alba
Lineage: Eukaryota; Metazoa; Chordata; Aves; Passeriformes; Motacillidae
Gene: UMODL1
Product: uromodulin like 1
Exons: 21
Coding region: 215-4828 (1537 amino acids)
Cellular component (GO): extracellular region; cell surface
Molecular function (GO): peptidase inhibitor activity; protein binding; calcium ion binding
Source: RefSeq, a predicted model, not a curated record